UUCAAUUUUCAGACAUCCUGUCAGUUGUUGAACUGCCCUGCUGCUCAAAGGCUUACUAGGCUAGUGGAGCUCUUCUUAACUUUGGAAAAUGGAUUUUAUAAAUAAUUCAUCGGGAUAUUUUUCUCAAAUUUACGUUAUUCUAAACCACUCAACGUUCUGGAAUUUUUCUCUACAUGAGUACGACACUGGUGCAAAGGAUGAAACCGAGUCCGAGAGUCCGACUAUGAAAGCUCUCCUAAUCGUUGCCUACUCGGUGAUUAUCGUUAUAUCCCUCUUCGGAAAUAGCGUGGUUUGUCAUGUUGUCAUCAAAAACAAAAGGAUGCACUCGGUCACCAGUUUGUUCAUAAUGAACUUGGCAAUUGCCGAUUUGAUGAUCACCCUUCUGAACACUCCGUUUACUCUGGUGCGGUUCGUCCACAGCACCUGGGUUUUUGGCAGGGCGAUGUGCCACAUCAGUCGCUUUGCGCAGUAUUGCUCUGUGCAUGUGUCUGCUCUGACCCUGGGAGCCAUUGCUGUGGACAGACAUCAGCUGAUCAUGCAUCCUAUGAAGCAGCGGAUGUCUCGUGAGAAAGGUCUGGUGUGGAUUGCGGUGAUCUGGGUAAUGGCUUCCAUCUUCUCCCUGCCACAUGCAAUCUAUCAGACACUGCUGCGCUUUGAAUAUGGAAUGACUCCGAAUGCCAAGCUGAGUGAAGUACGCGUCAUCUGCUUUCCCAGUUUCCCCGCCCCGUCCGACCUCUUCUGGAAGUAUCUGGACCUGGCCACCUUCGUGCUGCUCUACGUCCUUCCGCUGUCCAUCAUCUCCGUGGCGUACGUCAUCAUCGCCAAGAAGGUGUGGGUGCACAACACCAUCGGCGACGUGACGCUGGCCCAGUCCGUGGCCCACCGCCGGCGCAAGCGCAUGACGGUCAAGAUGCUGGUGCUGGUGGUGGCCGUCUUCGCCGUCUGCUGGUUCCCCCUCAACUGCUACGUGGUGCUGCUCUCCAGCAAGGUCAUCCAGGCCAACAACGUCAUCUACUUCUCCUUCCACUGGUUCGCCACCAGCAGCACCUGCUACAACCCGUUCAUCUACUGCUGGCUCAACCACAGCUUCAGGGCCGAGCUCAAAGCCCUGAGAUUCAAGAGCAGAUCUAAGACUGCUCCGCGCCCCUGCUAA
Sardina pilchardus (European sardine) is the source of this 1153-nucleotide messenger RNA. RefSeq names its product G protein-coupled receptor 83 (gene gpr83). Bases 89 to 1153 code for a protein of 354 amino acids. Gene Ontology annotation, molecular function: neuropeptide Y receptor activity. Gene Ontology annotation, cellular component: plasma membrane. Gene Ontology annotation, biological process: neuropeptide signaling pathway. The record is from RefSeq and is a predicted model, not a curated record. NCBI's taxonomy places the organism in Eukaryota, Metazoa, Chordata, Actinopteri, Clupeiformes, Clupeidae. The transcript is spliced from 4 exons.